Molecule: messenger RNA, 1600 nt
Organism: Coffea eugenioides
Lineage: Eukaryota; Viridiplantae; Streptophyta; Magnoliopsida; Gentianales; Rubiaceae
Product: vacuolar protein sorting-associated protein 51 homolog
Exons: 6
Coding region: 912-1472 (186 amino acids)
Biological process (GO): endocytic recycling; Golgi organization; Golgi vesicle transport
Cellular component (GO): GARP complex; membrane; EARP complex
Source: RefSeq, a predicted model, not a curated record
UCUGCUUGCCCCUACACUGUGUAACAAGGUUGAAGUCUCUUGAUGUCACUGCCUACAGAGUGUUGUUGGACAUCAAUAACUAGGUUGUUUCGAGGAUGGCGGGUAAUGAUCAAGGUUGUUUUCAUGAAUGCCUGUGCUGCUAUACUUCAUUGUGAAACUCUGUUUCUUUUUGUUUUCCCCCUUUGUGCUUGUGUGUGUGUGUUGUAGGUAGGGGUGAGGAGUAGGUUUUGUUGUUCCAUUUUUUAAGUAAAUAUACCUUCACCUGCUAGCUUGAACAACCACAAAUCCUGCCAUCAAUUGCCAAUUAUGAGGAGAAAACAGAAAAGCUACAAUGUGGAUUCUCUCUGUAUAAAAUACAAUUCACUAUUUUAUGAAUGCCAUAUGCUGGUAAUGUGUUCCUACCCAGAUUACAUUGAUUCAAACUCAUUAAGUUUAACAAGUUUAGGGAUUUAUGCAUCACGGGGAACAACUUUUGUCAUAUGUAGGAAGACAAACUUAUUUUGUAUUGAUGCUUAGUUGAUUUGUGUUAAAUGAAUUGCUUAUUGUAAUGAAUAUGCUUGCAAUAUUGUAAAGCCACAUCUUGAAGUCUAUUGAUGUCCUACACUAUGUAGGCAGUGACCAAUUGUUGUUGCUUAACAGGUCCCAUAAGUUCGUAUUUGCAUAAUUCUUGACAUGUUUCUCUUUUUUGGGUGGCAAAGGAGGCUUCGUUCUUUAUUCUGCAAUGCAUGAUACUGAUUUCGUUGAAUGGAAGAUUACCUGUUAUGUUCUUCUUGAUUAGUUCUCAGUCUUUUCCAUGGAUUUCAUAUUUCAGGAUUUCCGUCAGCUUCUUGAUGAAAAACUUGAACUAUCAUUGAAGCAAGAGUAAGUCAGGUAGCCAAGAUCUAAGUUUGACGCAGGGAGUGCAAGGAGAAAUGGUCCUUCCUGGGAUUGUUCUUCUGCUUGCUCAACUAUCUCUUUUCAUUGAGCAAAGUGCUAUCCCAAGAAUUACCGAGGAAAUAGCUUCUUCCUUUUCUUUUGGUGGUGCUCGGGGUUAUGAGUAUGGCCCUGCUUUCAUCCCUGCAGUGAUUUGUCGCACCUUCCGGGUAGCUGGGGAGAAGUGCUUGGACCAUUAUGUAAGGUUAAGAACUCAAAAGAUAUCAGUUCUGUUGCGGACGAGGUUUUCAACACCAAACUGGGUUAAGCACAAGGAGCCAAGAGAGGUUCAUAUGUUUGUUGAUCUGCUGCUUCAAGAGUUCGAAGCCAUAAGAGGCGAAGUAAAGCAGAUUUUACCUCCAGAACUUAGCCGUAAACAUCGUCGUACAGACAGUAACGGGAGCACCACUUCUUCUCGCAGCAAUCCUUUGAGAGACAACAGAAUGAACCGGUCAAAUACCCAAAGGGCCACGAGCCAGCUACUGGAAUCCCAUCUAGCAAAAUUGUUUAAACAAAAAAUGGAGAUAUUUAGAAAAAUUGAAUUCACACAGGUUUGGUAGCAGUGCUUGUUGCUAGGUAAUUUACAUUAUUCCCACUGGUAAUAUAGCUAUUUUUUAGUUCUUUGUAAUGAUGAUGAUCCUUGAAGGACAUCAAGGACAUCAACAAAUCAAAUUUUCUGACUUUUUGA